Messenger RNA from Paralichthys olivaceus (Japanese flounder), 1000 nucleotides. Its product is annotated as urocortin-3-like. Lineage: Eukaryota; Metazoa; Chordata; Actinopteri; Pleuronectiformes; Paralichthyidae. The record is from RefSeq and is a predicted model, not a curated record. Gene Ontology annotation, molecular function: hormone activity; corticotropin-releasing hormone receptor 2 binding. Gene Ontology annotation, biological process: hormone-mediated signaling pathway; cellular response to nutrient levels; digestion. Gene Ontology annotation, cellular component: extracellular region.
UGAAGACAAAGUCGUGGACGAGCAGCCAGGAGUCCAGUUCAACAUCUGACAGCGUGCUGCACGGGUCAUCUCUCCAGUAGCUCAAGAGGGAGAAGAGACAGAAGAUCCAGCAUCAGGACAUCUGAGGGUCAAAGACAAGAGAUCAUCAGCAGAGCCCUGCUUCAGUCCAGAGGAGGGACAAGUACCAACGUUUCACACUGACUCUGACCAUGAGGAGCGUGCGUGUGUGUCUGUGCCUGGCACUGCUGCUGCCGUGGUGCGUCCAGAGUCAGAGUCCCUCCAAACUGGAUGAAGACACGCAGAGGGACGUGCUGGCCGUCGACAUCCUCAACCGCAGCGGGGUGCUGAAGUCGCUGCUGCGGUCAGAGCAUCACAUGGUGCUGAGGCGAGCACGAGCCCCGCGCCCGGCCUCCCAGGUGCCCAAGAGAGCCCAGCAGGGGUCCCGCUUCGCCCUGUCUCUCGACGUCCCCACCAGCAUCCUCAGCGUCCUCAUAGACCUGGCCAAGAACCAGGACAUGAGGACCAAGGCUGCGGCCAAUGCAGAACUCAUGGCACGAAUAGGCAAGAGGAAAUGAAGAGCCCCUGCAUGGGAGAGGUCUUGAUGGAGAAAUUCUCACCUUGCAGCACGUAGAGGCUCAGACACCUGCUUAGAAACAGAGUUAGUUCAGGUGAAAACAAGCAUCAUGGUCAGUAUCUGUCCUUUAGAGCUUAGAUCUGCUUACUUUUAUACUCGUAUUCAAUUCUUUACUAUAUCAGCUCAUUAUAAAACACUCCAUGGACUGACUCUGGAAGUAAUAAUAACUAGAAAGCAGGAUGUAAAACAAAGUCACACAAGAGGACUCUGCAAACAGUGUCACACAAUACAACAUAAAGCUGGUCUUUUGUCUCAGAUGACUCAGCCGUGGGUCACACAGUGUGAUCAGCUUCUCAAAUCUGCUUCUUGUGUUUGCAUGUGUACAAAGAAAAGGUUGUUCAAUUAAAUCCAAUGUGAUGAUCAGUA